This is a messenger RNA of Chelmon rostratus (copperband butterflyfish), 6474 nucleotides long. It is a transcript of the gene tecpr2, whose product is annotated as tectonin beta-propeller repeat containing 2. NCBI's taxonomy places the organism in Eukaryota, Metazoa, Chordata, Actinopteri, Chaetodontiformes, Chaetodontidae. Gene Ontology annotation, molecular function: protein binding. The record is from RefSeq and is a predicted model, not a curated record. The transcript has 27 exons. The coding region runs from base 200 to 4291 and encodes 1363 amino acids.
CAGGUGGCGCAGUUUGUUGACAACAGGUCAAUAGAGGGAUGAAGCUGUCAGCCAAACAGGGCGAUGUCAUCUCUUCACUCUUUAAUAUCCUGCUGUAAUUAAAACGCGUCUAACAAGCAUCCAAACGGGAACCUUCACCACAAACUCAGAGUUUUGGACGGACUUUCAGGACCAGCUGAGUUGACUUUGGAACAGAAACAUGGCGGCUCAGUCGACCCCGCCUUCCAUCCUCAGAGAGUUCUGCCCGCUCUACUACCUGCUGAAUGCCAUCCCAGCCAAGGUGCAACGUGGAUUCAGGUCCGUCCUGGUCUACCUUACAGCUCUGGACAGCAGCAGUGACUUCCUUGCGGUGGGCAGCAGUAUUGGCAUGUUGUACUUGUACUGCCGCCGCCUUGCACAUAUGAACAAGUACAGCCUGGAGGGAAAGAGUGAUCCGAUCACAGCUGUGAAGCUGCUCAGCUGUUUUGAUGAUCUGGUUGCCGUGGGAACAGCAUCUGGUCGAGUUGCAGUCUUCCAGCUGGUAUCUCCACUUCCUGGUCGAAACAAACAGUUGAGGCGUUUCGAUGUGGUUGGCCUACAUAAAGGCUCUGUUACGUCAUUGGCUUGGAGUACCAACGGGAUGAAACUUUUCUCUGGAGACGAUAAAGGACGAAUUGUCUUCUCCUCUUUGGACCUGGACCAGGGGGUGUGUAAACCUGUGCUGCUGCUGGAGGAGUCCUCAGGUGUGGUUCAGAUGGAAUACAGUCACCAGGUGCUGCUGGUCUCAACACAGCAGAGAUCUCUGCUUUACUGCACGCAGAAACAGGAAGUCCAGCAGCUGGGCACCAAGCCCCGCAAGAGCAGCGGCAGGUUCGGAGCCUGCUUCCUCCCGGGUCUCUGCAAACAGAGUGAUCUUCAGGUGUUUGCUGCUCGACCUGGACUCAGACUGUGGAGGUCUGACAUCAGAGGACAGGUGGAGGACACUCGACUGCUUAGGCCGCUCUUCAGCACACAGACUCCACAGUUUGAGUUGUUUCCUCGUCCUGAUCCAAUCGGAGCGUACCGUCCGGCAGACAGACAGCUCGGCCUGCUCAGCUGUUUCCUCAGAGAGGGCUGGCUUCUUAGCUGGAACGAGUACAGCAUCUACGUACUUGACUGUCUUAACGAGGUGAUAAUCGGAGUCUUGGAGAGCAGUGGAGACAUUGUGUCAGUGUCGUGUUGUGACAACGAGAUCUUCAUCUUGAAAGGAGACAGGGACAUUAUCCGUCUCUCCAACAGCCCAGAAGGACUCCCCUCCAACUUGUCGGAGUUCUCUGUCCGUCUGUCUUCACCUUUGGCCACACCCACCAUCCUCCCGCCAACCGGAUCAGUGGAAACGGCUCAGCCAAUCCGAACCAUGGCUAUUAUUGUUGAGGGUGGGGGGCGGGAAGAAGGAGGAGGAGGACAGGAGAGGCACAUUGAGGAGGGAGAGAAUGAGGAAGAGGACGAAGGAGUGGAGGAAGUGGAGGAGGCGGAGGAGCAACUUGAGGUGACGGAGCAGCUUUGCCAACGGUCCGAUUUUUUCACCAGCAGCUCUCGUAGCCGCAGCAGCUCUGUCACUUCCUGGGACAGUCUCCAUGGAAACACUCCGGUGACCACAUCCUGUGAGCUGAGCUCCAGACGCUACAGUGCCCCCCUGGGUCAGGGGGAGAUGCAGCAGGAGCUGGUGGUGAAAGCCAUCAGAGUGAAGAAGAAAAAGAGGAGACGACAAGACAGCAGGAGUGGGAACCGUCUCUCUGACAGCAGCUGUUCAGACUCCAUGCUCGUAGUCCAGGACGGCAGUUGUAGCGAUGGAGGAAGUGGGACUCCUCUGAGUGACCAAGCCUCCGUCCUUGGUCUGGACCUUCGGAACCAUGACUCCCCAGAACAAAACCAGCGCCAGGACUCACAGGAGGCAUGGGGUGGAGGUAUAAAGGACAGGGAGGAGGUGGAGUCUUCCUCCAGUCAGUCUUGCUCCAUCCUCCCCCCAGGCUCUCUGCUCCUCCAAGGUGUGGAGAACCAACUGAAUCCAGGAAAGACCUCUGGUCCUAAUCCAGAGGCAGAGGUUGUCCCCCCAACCCCAGAUGUGGAUCUGCUGCUGGAGUGCACAUUCUCUUACAUGCACAAUACUGAGGAGGAUGAUGGACAGGAGCAGCAUCCAAUGGAAGAACAGGAGGAUGAGUUUCAUAGCCCUCUGAUUGAACCAGAGGAGGAGGAGGAGGAGGAGGAGGGUGAUGACCUGGCACCCCCUGCUGGUCUGGUGGACCAGAUGUUUUACUCCACUUUGUCCAGUCUGGACAGAAAACCCAGUAUGUCCAGUGAUGAAGAAGCAGACAUCUACAGUCAUACUGUUCCCCCUGCUGGCAGCAUGGGGUUGGCCCUCAAUUGUCCAUCCAAUCACACAGAGAAGACAACAGAGAAACAGUUUGGCCAGGAUGCCCAGGACAGAGAUGUUCACAAACCUGAGCAGUUGGCAGAAAGCUGGAUGGGAUACUCUGGACCAGGAUGUGGAAUACUGAGCCUGCAGGUGACUGAGAGGUAUGUGUGGUGUCUCGACUUUAAAGGAGGACUAUACUGCAGCACUCUGCCUGAAACUGGACUGACCUGGCAGCGCUUUGAAGAUAACGUCCACCAGAUGGCACUAUCACCUUCAGGUAAUCUGCUGUGGAAGGUGGAGCAGAAGAGCAUGACUGCAUUUGCUUGUGCUAAAGUAUCAGUUAAAGGGAAGCGUCACUGGUACAAAGCUGUGGAGCAAACGGGAUUCGUGGCUUUGAGUGACGACUCUGCCUGGAUCAUCAAGACCAACGGAGACCUCUACCUGCAGACAGGUCUGAGUGUGGACCGCCCCUGUGCUCGCUCGGUGAAGGUGGACUCUCCCUGUGUUUUCAGCCAGGUGUGUGUGAGAGAAGGCGUGGUCUGGGCUCUGAGUGAACACAAAGCUUUAUUCUACAGAGAAGGACUGAACAGCUACUGCAGCGAGGGAGAGGGCUGGAAGUAUGACACUGUCAGUGAGGCUCAGGGUCUGGAGUUGAUGUGUGUUGCACUGGGAGAUGGUGGUACAGCAUGGGCACUGGAUGCCAGUGGCAGCCUGUGGUUUAGAACUGGUAUCUGUUCAUCCAGACCACAGGGUGAUGAUGACCACUGGUGGCAGAUCAGUAUUUCAGACUACGUGGUCUUCGAUCAGGGCAGUCUGUUCCAGACGCUGCUGCAGGCCACCCAGAGUGUUGCCACAGUCACCAGGGCACCAGUGGAGCGGGUCGUGGCCUUUCUGUCCCAGUACUCACAGUGUCAGCCGAGCCUGGUUAGUGCCAACACCAGCGGAGUCUGGGUCGCCUCGGGAAAGAACCAGCUGCACCUUGCCCGUGGCAGUCUCGUGGGAACUUUCUGGCAGAAUGUCGUUCCAAGAGGAACUGUCUCAGCCACAAGGUGGACCUUCAUCACUUCUUCAGCUGUGCCUCACAGAGAAGGCACGUUCCUGUGGUUGGCUCAAAGCAGGAAGGAUCUGUUCUGUGUUUGGGAUCAGGAUGGAGAGCUCCGACCCUCUUCUGUCCCUCUCCCGCCUGAGGUGGAGCUGAUUCACCUGUCUGCCUGCCGUGAUGCUCUGUGGGGUUUGGACACUCAUGGACGAGUCAGCAUUCGUACACUGUCUCCUUCUUGUCCCGCCGGGCUGCACUGGACCCCCCUGGACCUCAGUCAGCUCGGAAGUGUUCGUCUGGUCAGUGUGAGCUGCGGCAGUCAGAAUGUCUGGGCCGUGGACAGUCGAGGAGUUGUUUACUUCAGAGUUGGAACCCAACCUCUGAACCCAAGCAUGAUGCUCCCAGCUUGGAUCCACAUAGAACCACCUGUGCAGCCAAUAGGAGUGCAGCUGGUCAGUAUUCAGACAAGUCCGAACGAUCAUCUCCUCUGGGCGUUGGACAACAGAGGAAGUGUCUUUGUCAGGACUGGACUCAGUGAUGAGAUGCCUGUGGGGACGGACUGGGAGCUGGUACCAGGUUUAGCUGUCAGUCAGCUGGUCCUUAGCUCCCGGACAGUUUGGGUUCGGUGUGUAAAUGGAGACCUGGCUCGACGUUACGGCGUCUCUGACAGAAACCCUGCAGGGGAUUACUGGAAGAAGAUCCCCGGAAAUGCUAACUGGUUAACUGUGACUCCAGAGGACGAGUUGUGGGCAGUGACUCUUAUUGGUGGAUUGUCCCGUCGCCUGACAAAGCUCCUCCUACAGACUCCCUGUAGGCCUGUCCCCUCAGGCCCCUCCCUCAGCGGGGAUGAUGUUGAGGACGAAUGGGAGCUCAUCUGACCCGUGACAUCCCUGUGAUGUCACCACAGUUUGGUGUUGGUCUGUCUGAUCUGGAUUCACCUGAAUGAUUCACUGUGAUGUCACAGUGUCCAGUAACACCCCUUCCUGUUUACAAAUGUCAAAUGCAAUGUACAGACAGGAACAGAACCUGGGCUGUGUGAUGUCACUGCAGGACCAACACUAAGCAGGCAGGUGACAUCACUUUAAUGUUUAGAGGACAGUUCUGAUGAAGAUUGUGUCUCACAGGAAGCCCAGUUUCCUGCUGGGAAAUGAAAUGAAAUGUGACUUUUUUAUGUUAAGAGGAAGCACUUUAAUCUCUGAAGGGACAGCGGACUACAGAGGGCCUCGUUCCGACUGAACCAAACUGGUUCUAAAUCUGCAAAAUCGGUUUAGGUCAGGUUGGGUCACACUGGCUCUUACAGGUUCUAACUGGUUCCAACUGGUGCAGAUGAGCUCUUCAUCAGCUUUUCAUUCCAGUUUCAUUCACUUUAGCCUGACUGGUUCAAACUGGCUUUCAUGGGUUCUAAAUUUGCUAUUUUUUUGUCAAGUUUAGUUCAUUCUCUUUCAGUUGGAGCGACCCAUUGGUUCUAACCAGUUUGAAAAAAUGUUUUUUACCAGUUUAGAGUGCUGUGGUUGCUCGCUCAGACUGGUUAAGAUUUUUUUUUUGCAUGCCAGUGAAGUUCAGUCUGGUUCCACAUGAGGCCAUUAAAGGGACAUUUUACUGCAGAGGAACAUUUUGGUUUAGAUGAGGGAGCUCAUACCAGUUUAGACCGGCUCAUACUGGUUUAGAGGGGCUCAUGGUGGUUUACACUGACUCAUACUGAUGUCCAGUGGAUCAUACUGGUUCUAGCUAGUGGUAACUGGUUCAAAAUGGAUAAUUCUCUCUCAGUUUGGUUCAAUUAAAAUUACAUUUACUUUUGCCUUGUUUGGUCUGGUUCUAUUUCUCAACCUAAACUCUCCAUCACUGCAGAGGAACAUGCGUACUACAGUUUAAUCUGGUUCUCAUGGCUCAAUCCCAACCAGUUCUAACUGGUUCUCUAUCAACCGGUGUUCAGUCUGAUUUGUUUUAGUUUUAGUUUGUUUACGAAAGUGAGAUUCAAGCUAAUUAUGAAAUUUCACUCUAGUUAAUUUAAUGAAUGUAGAACGUAAUGAUUUAUUUUUAUUAGUGAAGUGGAAUAUAAUGUACGGGGGACUCCAACCUGCUGAUGGUUUUAUUUGGUUUUAUCUCUUUGAUCAACUGUAGCUUCUUUUUUUAUUGUUCAUUUUCUUCAUUUUUUUUGGAAAGGAUUGAGUCAUUGACUCCACCAAAACCAGAAACUGGUUAAACUGGUUUUCAGCACUGACUCUGCUCCUCUAACGUGGACCAGACUGUACCGGACCAACAGACUCAAUGGGCUGUGUGUUGACUGACGGUUCUCUGAUUCUAGUUGCUGGUUCUCCCGAGGCAAUGUUUGGCACUUGUCUGUCAGUUACCAUGGCAACAGGCAGGACCACCAACCCACUGAGACUGAUUCAAGAAAACAUGUAAAAAUGUAAAUGUUUGUUGUUGAAGCAAGUUUAGCUCAGAAAUGAUUCUAAUGAAAUAAGAUUUAAAACAAAACCUGGACUGUGGUGGACUCUGAUGGACCUUGAUGAUGGUAGUGGACUCCAGACCUGAUGUGAGGUUCAGGUCUCAGGUCUGAACUGGAUUUAUAUUAAAAAAGUGUGGAAUGGUCCUAAUCUUCAAUUAAUAGUCCUCUCAUCUUUAAGAGUGAAUCUUCUUCUUCUUCAUCUUUAAAAGUUGUCAUGGAAACCUGAGCAGGUGGGACUCCAUUGGGAUGUCAUCCUGCUGUCAGCUGAUUGGUUGGAUGUUCUGACCAGUAAAAAUGAGUGUAAACUCACCUCUUGUGUGACUUAAUUCAUUAACUUAAUAAAGCAUCAGCUUAUUGAUCACUACCAGUGAUUAUUGAUUAUUGUGUGGAUGUCACAGCAGGGUGUUCAGUUUCUGUGUUCGUCUUAAUCUUCUUCUUAAUCUAAUCUUUGUGCUGCAUUCAACACAACUGACCAUCACAUCCUACACAGACUGGAACACUUAAUUUGCCCUAAGCUGCUUUAAGUCCUACUUUUCAGAUCGAUUUAUGUUAAUGAUGUUUCCUCCAUGCACGUUAGUCAUGGAGUUCUGCAGGGUUCUGUGCAUGGACCGA